Molecule: messenger RNA, 573 nt
Organism: Sphenostylis stenocarpa
Lineage: Eukaryota; Viridiplantae; Streptophyta; Magnoliopsida; Fabales; Fabaceae
Source: the annotation of a GenBank genome assembly
AUGAACAAGAUAUAUGGUUUUGAGGGUGAGGUGCGCUCAAAGUUGAAUGAUACAUUUGUCGAACUAUUUGCAGAAGUAUUUUGCUGUUUACCUUUGGCUCAUGUGAUAAAUGAGAAAGUUUUCGUAGUUCAUGGAGGUCUUUUUAGUGUUGACGGUGUCAAACUCUCUGACAUUCGAUCAAUUAAUCGAUUUUGUGAACCUCCUGAAGAAGGGUUGAUGUGUGAAUUGCUCUGGAGUGAUCCACAACCUCUCCCCGGAAGGGGCCCAAGCAAGCGUGGUGUGGGCCUUGCUUUUGGAGCAGAUGUUACAAAUAGGUUUUUGAAGGAAAAUAAUUUAGAUUUAGUUGUGAGAUCUCAUGAAGUAAAGGAUGAGGGUUACGAGAUUGAACAUGAUGGUAAACUCAUAACUGUGUUUUCUGCUCCAAAUUACUGUGACCAGAUGGGUAACAAAGGUGCCUUUAUUCGAUUUGAAGCACCAGAUUUGAAACCCAACAUUGUCACAUUCUCGGCAGUGCCACACCCUGAUGUCAAACCAAUGGCUUAUGCAAACAACUUCCUCAGGAUGUUCUCAUGA